Sarcophilus harrisii (Tasmanian devil) is the source of this 4413-nucleotide messenger RNA. RefSeq names its product zinc finger protein 93. The transcript is spliced from 10 exons. The record is from RefSeq and is a predicted model, not a curated record. Gene Ontology annotation, biological process: regulation of DNA-templated transcription. The coding region runs from base 1 to 3549 and encodes 1182 amino acids. Lineage: Eukaryota; Metazoa; Chordata; Mammalia; Dasyuromorphia; Dasyuridae.
AUGCCCUCGCCUCUGCGGGCACCAGUGAGCAGCGUGGCACUGCCAGAGGCCCGACCAAGCUGCUCCCUGCCCUGCUCCACGCCUUCAGGGGCUCCCCGAUUCCCAGAAAAGGCUCGGCAGACCUUUACGAGUCUCCCCUGCCAGCCUCCCUCAUCUCCCUCCCAUUUCAUUCAGAGCACGAUGUUCACCAACCCCAGCGUGGGACACUCCUCCCUGCAAGGCCCCCCCUCCCCUGCUACCUUCGCUCCUCAGGAUCCUGACCUUUGGGACCCCUCCCUCGUCCAGUGCCCACACCAAGCUCCCCUGCCCUCCCCGGCCUCAGAUGCUGCCUGUUCCCCAGAAGUUACUCUUCACCCCUCGAUUGUCCCCUUCACACCCACAGGACCAUCGAUUAGAGCUGGAAGGGGCUUUAGAGGCCUAUUAGGAGGCAGUGGGCCCACAGGCAGGUACCUGCUUGGGCCUGGAACCUGGGACCUGGGGGCUUUCCAUCCAGUUGGAUUGCUACUGGGAGCCCUUCUGGCCCUCAAACACCAACUGUCUGCACCCCGGGUCCAUCUUCCCCACCCUGAGGAGGAGAGAGAAGGAGGUGACCUGCCCUCUAGGACCAAAAUGGUGUUAAAUCUCCUAUUUUUAGUGUCUCCUGAGACUCACUUUGCCCAUGUGUCAAAUGGUGAUGGCAAUGGGCGGUUCCCAACAUCCUCCAAAGAACUACAACCCCCAGAAUGCACCCUGCCCGUCUGUGGUCCGAUAAAAAGUCCUCCACCGGGUGCUCCUGGGAAAUGGGGUCCAGCGCACCUGGGCCGAAGCCUCCCUGUGCGAGACCCUCCCAAAGCUCUGUCCGCCUCCCACUCCUGUGCCACCCCCCAUGUGGUGACCUACCAGCUUGCUGCGUUCCCGGAGGCCCCUGAAACCCAGCGUGCCCGAGCCCCCCUCCCUGCCAAACUCCCCGCCGCUGCCAAGGGCAGCUCCUCCCUUCUGGUCAUUCGGGGUCGCCCGGGCUGCUCCCCCCACACAGGGGAGCGCAGAAUCCCCUUGGGAGGGAACCCUCAGGUACAGCCCCCAAUUUUAAAGCGGCCGCCCGGGAGCAGCCCGAGCCGGGUGGGCCUCGCGCCCAGCUCGGGCUGGCGCUUCCCGCGCGGUGGCGCCGCGGCAGGGCCUGAGCGCCCCGGAGGCCCGGUUUCCUCGCGACGGGCUGCGCUGGGAGACCGGACCUUUCCACGGCACCGUCGCUUUGCCACCCUCCGACGCGCAAGCGCAGCGCGCCUCCGGGAGGGCGUCCUGGCCUUUGUCCGCGGGGCUGCGGGAGGUGACGCCGGACCCGGCGCGCGCGUGGGCGAGGGGGCGGGGGCAGGGGCAGAUGAGGCUCCUUCGAGCGCGGCUGCCGAGCCGCGCAGGCGGGGGUCCCCCUUUUACAGCAAGAAGGAAGUGAGGGCUGGCUGGGACCCCCUGCCCAGGAGCCGGAGCAUGGACCGCUUCUUCCUGAUGCUCGAGGGGAGAGGCCUGCCUUCCAGAGAGUUUGCCCUUUCCCAAGCAUGGAGGACGCGGGAGGAGGAGGAGGAAGGAAUGGCUGCCAGGCUCCUGACGGCCAUGGCCCAGCGGCCGGUGACGUUCCAGGACGUGGCCGUGCACUUCACCUGGGAGGAGUGGAGCCGCCUGGACUCGGCGCAGAGGGCCCUGUACCGGGAGGUGAUGCUGGAGACCUUUGAGAAUAUCGUCUCCCUGGGCCUUCCUGUUUCUAAGCCUCAGGUCAUCUGCUUGCUGGAGAGAGGAGAAACCCCAUGUCUGCCCGAGACAGAAGGGCCAUAUCCAGAUUCCCUCAAUUCAGGGACCAAGUAUGAAGCAAACGACUGGAUACUAAAGCAUGACCUUUUUAUGGGAGCAUCAUUCAAGGAAAAACCAGUACCCCAAAAUGGACCCUGGCGUUCCGAGGUGGUAGAAACUUGGGACUUGGAUCCGAUGAGAGAAGGCCAUAAAGGCAACCGGGACAUACAAUCCAGACCAAUCUCAGUUUCCUCCAGAAAAUCUCUUAAUAAAGUGAACAUCCCUGAAUGCAAUACAGUGGACAGGAGUUUUAGUCUAGAGUCUAUCUAUGUUCCGCAACAGAGAGUUUCUACAGAGAAAAGUCUUCAUAAAUAUGACACUCUUGUUAAGAGCUUCAAGCAGUUUUCAGACUUAAUUGAUUGUAAUAGACUCUCCUUGGGAAAGAAGCUUUGUAAGUAUAAUAAAUCUAGGAAUCCUUUUAGUUACCAUUCAGACCUUAUUCAGUUCCAUAGAAUAUAUAAUGAUGAAAAGAUAUAUGAAUGUAAUGAAUGUGGCAAGACCUUUGGGAAAAAAGCCUAUCUCACUCAACAUCAGAGGAUUCAUACUGGGGAAAAGCCCCAUAAAUGUAACGUAUGUGGGAAAGCCUUCAGUCACAGGGAAAAUCUGACUCAUCAUAAGAGAAUUCAUACAGGAAAGAAACCUUAUCAGUGUAAUGAAUGUGGCAAAGCCUUUAGUCAAUGGGGAACUCUAACUGCACAUCAGAGAAUUCAUACUGGAGAGAAACCCUAUAUAUGUAAUGAAUGUGGAAAAGCCUUCUGCCAAAGAGGAACCCUUAAUGUACAUAAAAGAAUCCACACUGGAGAGAAACACUUUGAAUGCAAAGAGUGUGGGAAAGCCUUCAGCAACAAUUCAUGCCUUAAUCUACAUCAGAGAAUUCAUACUGGAGAGAAACCCUAUAAAUGUAACGAAUGUGGAAAGGACUUCAGACACAGAGCAUCUUUUAUUUAUCAUAAGAGAAUUCAUACUGGGGAGAAACCCUUUGAAUGUAACGAAUGCGGGAGAGCUUUCAGCAAGAAAGGGAAUUUUAUUGAACAUCAGAGAAUUCAUACUGGAGAGAAGCCCUUUAUAUGCAGCGAAUGUGGGAAAGGCUUCAUCAACAAUACGCGCCUUAAUCUGCAUCAGAGAUUUCACACUGGAGAGAGACCCCAUAAAUGUAACGAAUGUGGCAAAGCGUUCAGGCACAGAGGAAGCCUUAGUGCGCAUCGUAGAAUUCAUACGGGAGAGAGACCUCACAAGUGCACUGAAUGUUUGAAAGCCUUUGGCCAGAGGGGACAGCUUAUCAAACACCAGAGAGUUCACGCAAGGGCAAAAGCCCAUGGGUUUGAUGAGUUCGGAAGACCCUUCAGUCAGUGGGGCAGCCUUGCGGAACAAAAGAGAAUCCCUGUCAAGAAACCCUUUGUGUGCAAUGAAUGUGGGAAAGCCUUCAGCCAGAACUCCAACCUCGUUCUACAUCAGAGAAUUCACACUGGAGAGAAGCCCUUUGUGUGUGAAGAAUGUGGGAAAGCCUUCAACCAGAAGGGAAACCUUAACGAACACAAGAGAAUUCACACUGGGGAGAAGCCCUUUAUCUGUAACGAAUGUGGGAGGGCCUUCAGCCGCAGAGGACACCUUACGGAGCAUAAGAUAAUCCACACUGGAGAGAAACCCUUUGAGUGUAACGAGUGUAGGAGAGCCUUCAGACGGAAGAGACAUCUGACUGAACACGUGAAAAUCCACUCUCGAAAGUAACCUUGGGAUAUGACGACUAUGGGAAAGCCAUUAGCCAGAAGAAACUAUCAUGGCUAGCAAAGAAUUCGUUUGGGGGAGAAAUCUUUGUCAUUGAUGUGGAAAAGGCUUCAGGACCCUUGUGAAGUGUUGGAGAACUGAAGAACACGAUGGAAUAACCCUGGAAGAUUGAGGGGACCUCGUUCAUCUCUCAAGAUAUCAGAACUUAACCCUUGGCUACUGGCAGGCAGAAAGGGCUUUUAAUGAUGAUCUGAUCCAAUAUCCUCAUUUUCAGAUUCAGGAAAUGGCAGCAAAGGCGAAGUUCCCCUGGACCCAAAGGACCUGGGCUCUGAUCUGCACCUGCUUGCUCCCUCUGGGACUUUGGAUGAGGCUCACGGCCUCCGUUUUCUCUUCUGUAAAACUAUCAUCAACCUUUCUGACCUCUGCUGUGAUACUGUGGCCCGGACCCGGAUUCUCUGAUUCCAGAUUGAGGUUGCACCAUCUCUGAUGCUUUGGGGUCACGCCAUUUUUGUGGGGAAGCUUUUCUAACAACUCGGUAUGGGUUAAAUGCUCGAGAGUGAGGCUGCAGUUGGUCACCAGCCCUCUCCUGACUUGGUGCUUUGAGAGGCAGAAACACCCCAGGCCUCUGUCCCUGUCCCUCUCUAUUCCAGACCGUGUUGGCUGCCUUCACAUGGCCUUCAUCAGGGCAGCCAGAGGGGUCCGUCUGAAAUGGACUGGAAAGCUAAAGAAAUAGAUAUAUUUUCAAUCAAAACCACCAAAAUGUUAUUUAUUUAGUUAUUUGUACAGGAUGUUCUUUGUUUUCCUUUUUAUGCUAAAGUUAUUAGCCAUCCACAACCAAAAAAAUCAAAAUAAAUAAGUGUAAAAGAU